Molecule: messenger RNA, 1659 nt
Organism: Nannizzia gypsea CBS 118893
Lineage: Eukaryota; Fungi; Ascomycota; Eurotiomycetes; Onygenales; Arthrodermataceae
Exons: 2
Coding region: 1-1659 (552 amino acids)
Source: RefSeq, a predicted model, not a curated record
AUGCGCCCAUCACUCGUCUCCGCCUCUACUGCUCUUUCAUUUAGCUACAAGUAUACCUGUCUAGGCCGGCGAAUCAGUCGCUGUCUCUCUAGUGCAGCUGCGCCGUUCCUUUACGAAACGGCUGUACAGGUUCCCGUUGGCAGCAAUGGAAAUGUCACCUUAACUGUCCUAUCUCCCAAGGAGAAACCCACGCCCAAUGGCUCGAAUCUCAUCCUCUACCUCCCUCCGGGCCCGCUAUUUGACCGAUCACAACCCUCCACGGGCUAUGGCUCUACGGGUACAGCGGGCACAUCAAACAGUUCCAGCAUAACAAAGCAGUGUGCGCCCACACUUUUACCAGAAGAGAAUCUGGCGAUAACUACCCUCUCUACUACUGUGGUGGUAAAAUACCGUCUUGGAAGAAUACAGGCGGCUGGAAUCCGAAAGACUUACAGGUAUCCUACGCCGGUACACGAUACGUUAGCUGGACUGGACUGGGCAAGGAACGAGUUUCAGCCAGAUAAUGUCUUUGUUUUUGGGAAGCAUAUUGGUGGCUCUUUAGCGGUUAUGCUGGCGCUGACUGAAGCUCGAGCACUCAAGGGCGUUGCUGCAGAGGAGCCGGUUUGUGAUUGGGUUGGCUUGGAUGAUUACUGCAUUACAGAUAUUGAAAACGCAGCACAAGAUGCGGAGAAGCCAGGAACGGGACUGGAAAAAGAAUCAUCACGGAAACGCGGCCGAAAGAAAAAGGAACCCCUACCAACACCGGUAGACCUUGUUCCUCUGCUAGAUGCAAGGCGCAGGCUCUUCCCAACUCCGGAGAAGUACUUUGAUUCUUUUGCGUCGCCGACUCUUUUCCUCCGAACCUCUGGAAAAUAUAUACCCUUGACAUUUCCGGUGUAUUUGACAGGACCAGAGUAUCCCACGCCUGUGCUGAAACGGCAGCCCAGAACGGAAGCUGACGCGUUAUACAUGACGGACUUACUUGCGUCGUCACCAUCUCCCAGCUCAACGGGUACGGAUGGAAACGUAAAGUCGGCCGACAAUGAAUCGUCGCUCACUUCGCUGAUUAAACCUGUACGUAAACGAAAAGUGUUAUCACGCUGGCCGCCUUCAGGGCUAGAUUAUGGGCUGGAAGCCUAUGAGGCGCGGCACAGGUGGCUGAAGCGGGAGGAGACGGUGCUCCCGGAUGUCCGAAUAUUCGUCCACGACGAAGACCUGUAUGCGGCGGAGGAGAUGGAAAAUCAGGACACAGCUACAGGCCUGGACGACAGCCAAAGCGAGGACGAUAUGAAUGUUCAGAUGGAACGUUUGAAGCUGGAUGAAUGUUCAGAUGGGACUAGGAAGACAGCUCAGAAUCCUCAAUCCGAGCGCAAACCACGGUCAUUCAUUCGUUUCAGGGGAUCGCUUCGAAGCAUAAGACCAAUAAAUGGCAGCACAGUGCUAGCUCGCCAGGGAAAAGAGAUGGUCUCACUAAUGCAUAAUGCCUGUUUUUGGAAAAGAGAAAAGGGGACUGCUGAACGAUGUGUAAAGCUGGUUCCAAUCUUAGCUUCUGAUGCAAGCCAUAUAUCUAACUCUUCAGAGGGUGGCACUGCGGGUUACAUCCCUGAGCCGCAAGAUCCGGUUGAAGUACGGGCUGGCCAUCGGUUUAUGGAACUUAUACAAGAGAAUAAACGAAAGUAG